AUGGCGAUGUCAACAGCAGCAAGAACUGCUGCUGCACGCCGGCAACAGCAACAUCAACAUCUAGCCGUCGCAGCAACAAUACCAUCGUAUCACACGAGAGUCAUUGGUGGUCAUAAUGCCCAGCGAUCUCCUUGGAUGGCAUAUUUAAUUCGAAAUGGAGCCUUUGCUUGUGGUGGCUCUCUAAUUGCAUACCGCUUUGUUCUAACCGCUGGCCAUUGUACACAAAUUUACGACAACUUAUAUGUAAGGUUAGGGGAAUACGAUUCCUCAAGACGAACGGAUGGUAGGACUAGAGAUUACCGAGUUGUUUCCAUUCAUCGCCAUGACAAUUACAUAAGUUUUCAUCACGAUGAUAUUGCAAUACUUAAAUUGGAUCAUGCAGUGGCCUACAGUGCCUUUAUCAGACCAAUCUGUAUUUUAACAAACCCCGGAUUCCAGUCGGUCGCAGACAGGAUUCAGGACUUUACCUUAACCGGAUGGGGUCAAUCCGCCCACUACUACCAAAUGCCCACGACGCUUCAGCAGAUGUCCCUCCGCCGGGUUGAUCGAUACUAUUGCAGUGCUCCGAGCAAUACAAUAUGUUGCAGCAAUCCCUCGAAAUUUGCCUGCUUUGGGGACUCGGGAAGCCCACUGGGAGCCCUGAUGAGAUACGGAAACCAUAAAAUAUUUGUUCAAUUCGGAGUCACCAGCUCUGUGACGGGAAAUUGUGAUGGCUAUAGCACAUAUACCGAUGUCACGAGUUACAUGCCCUGGCUUCUGAGAACCUUGCGCGCAAAUUGGAGCUGA
This is a messenger RNA of Drosophila ficusphila, 786 nucleotides long. Its product is annotated as serine protease grass. The record is from RefSeq and is a predicted model, not a curated record. Gene Ontology annotation, molecular function: serine-type endopeptidase activity. The transcript has 5 exons. Lineage: Eukaryota; Metazoa; Arthropoda; Insecta; Diptera; Drosophilidae. Gene Ontology annotation, biological process: proteolysis. Bases 1 to 786 code for a protein of 261 amino acids.